Molecule: messenger RNA, 298 nt
Organism: Dipodomys spectabilis (banner-tailed kangaroo rat)
Lineage: Eukaryota; Metazoa; Chordata; Mammalia; Rodentia; Heteromyidae
Product: COMM domain-containing protein 6-like
Molecular function (GO): NF-kappaB binding
Source: RefSeq, a predicted model, not a curated record
UGCGGGGGCACCGUGCCUUUUGCCAUGGAGGAGUCUGGGGGCAGUGAGCCGGUACUAGAUGCUAAAUCUGAAGUCACCAGCCAGCUUAUAGAUUUUCAGUGGAAACUCAGUAUGGCUAUGAGCUCAGACAGCUGCAGAUAACUGAAGUAUCCAAUGAUAAAAGUGGCAGAUCAUUCUGGCCAAGUAAAGAACAAGUCCUUUGAAAUGACAAUUCCUCAGUUUCAGAAUUUUUACAGACAGUUCAAGGAAAUUGCUGCUGUUAUUGAAACUGUGUGAAACUCUUUGGUUGAUACAGUCC